This is a messenger RNA of Scaptodrosophila lebanonensis, 2843 nucleotides long. RefSeq names its product protein aubergine-like. The transcript is spliced from 9 exons. Bases 53 to 2662 code for a protein of 869 amino acids. Gene Ontology annotation, biological process: regulatory ncRNA-mediated gene silencing. Gene Ontology annotation, cellular component: P granule. The record is from RefSeq and is a predicted model, not a curated record. NCBI's taxonomy places the organism in Eukaryota, Metazoa, Arthropoda, Insecta, Diptera, Drosophilidae. Gene Ontology annotation, molecular function: piRNA binding; protein binding.
AAAAGUUGUGCGGGGAGUUUCAGUUGAAAGUUUAAAUAAGUUAUAGAAGAGAAUGAACAAUUUUCCUUCGACCGCUGGGUAUUCUCGAGGCGCAGGCCGCGGGAAUAAACAAAGGAAGGAAAGAAAUCAGGCGCUUACUCAUACUUUGGGGCAAGGUCCUCAAUCUGGGGAAACUAUACGAUGUUCAGAUCGCCAAGAAAAAGAUUCAAGUGGAAACUCACAGGGUUCGUCCCGUUCAGAAACUGUUCAAGCAUGCGCACCUGGGCCCCAGCGCACUGAAGAAAUGGCUGGUGAUUCUCGCGGCUCCGUACGUGGCCGACGUGUAAUUACCGACGUUGUCCUUUCCCGUCCCAGUGACGUUGUUACUAAAUCGGGCACUUCUGGGACUCAAAUAACUGUGCAAACUAAUUACUUUAAAAUUUUGAAGCGUCCAGAAUGGACAAUUUACCAAUACCGUGUUGAUUUUUCUCCGGACGUCGAUAACACUCGUUUGCGUCGUGCCUACUUGAACGAGCAUCGCUCCCUGUUAGGUGGAUAUAUUUUUGACGGCUCUAUUCUAUUCUGUGUCAAGCAGUUUGAAUGCCCUCAAAAUAGUGUUUAUGCUUUGGAGUUGGUGACAAAAAAUCGAGCCGACGAAACUAUCUACAUUAAAAUUAAAGCUGCUGGCACUGUUGAAACGGCCGAUAUUCAGCAGUUCCAAGUGCUGAAUUUGAUUCUUCGUCGGGCUAUGGAGGGAUUGAAGCUUGAACUUGUAUCGCGCAAUUUUUUCGACCCUAUGGCAAAGAUUACUUUGGAGAACUACCGCAUGGAGAUCUGGCCUGGCUAUCAAACUUCGAUUCGUCAGCACGAAACCGACAUUUUACUGUGCACUGAAGUCGCUCAUAAAGUAAUGAGAAUUGACACAUUGUACCACAUUCUAUCGGAUUGCAUCCGUGACUACGAGGAUUUUCGCAGUGCUUUCCGCAAAGAAGUAGUGGGAAUGGUUGUGUUGACAGAUUACAAUAACAAGACGUAUCGUGUGGACGAUGUGGAUUAUAGCGCCUCCCCAUUGUCUGUAUUCUCCACUAAGGAUGGGGAUAUUUCAUAUGAUCAAUAUUACAAAAAGCGCUAUAAUAUCACCAUACGGGACCUUAAACAACCGCUUGUUGUUUCUCAUCCAACCGAUAAGAACAUUCGUGGAGGAUUGGAUCAACUUAUUAUGUUGAUCCCAGAGCUGGCACGGGCUACCGGCAUGACCGAUGCAAUGCGGGCUGAUUUCAGAUUAAUGAGAGCAAUGAGCGAACAUACUCGAUUGACGCCUGAGAGGCGCAUUGAGCGCCUGCGUGUUUUUAAUCGGCGCUUGUUGACAUCGGCGCAGAGCGUGGAUGUUUUGAAAUCAUGGAAUAUAGAUCUAGACAAGAAUCUAGUUGAGGUACCCGCUCGCGUUCUGAUGCCCGAGAGAAUUCAUUUUGGCAACCAGAAGCAAUACCUUUGCGACCAUCGCGCUGAUUGGACAGGCGAGUUCCGCAACAACGCGAUGUUUAGACACGUUAACAUUAAGCGUUGGAUUGUGAUAACACCAAAUCGUAACCUGCGGGAAACCCAACACUUCGUGAAGCUUUGUAUUCGUGCAGCUGCCGGCAUGAAAAUGAUGAUUAGUGAACCUCGGUACCACGAGAUUCAGGAUGACCGUAAUAGCUCAUAUUCCCAGGCAAUUGAUAAGGCUGCAUCCAUGGACCCUGAGAUUGUGAUGAUAGUGCUGAAGACCAGCAAUGAGGAAAAGUAUGCCUGUAUUAAAAAACGGGCUUGUGUGGACCGUCCGGUGCCAUCACAAGUUGUUACCUUAAGAGUUAUUGCCCCACGUCAAGAGAAAAGCGGCGGCCUUAUGUCAAUUGCCACUAAAGUCGUAAUUCAAAUGAAUGCAAAAUUGAUGGGAAUUCCGUGGUUGGUCGAGUUGCCGCUGCGCGGCUUAAUGACUGUCGGCUUUGAUGUCUGCCACUCUUCGAAAAACAAAAGCAAAUCAUACGGCGCAUUAGUGGCCACCAUGGACAUAAGGACCUCAGGGCGUUUCUUUUCAGCGGUUACUGAGCACAUGAAGGGCCAAGAGUUGUCGGAUCAGAUGGCUAUGAACAUGACAUUAGCCAUAAAAUCAUAUCGACAGAACCACGGUGAGUUGCCGGAACGCAUUAUCUUCUACCGCGAUGGCGUUGGUGAUGGCCAACUCCAUCAGGUUGUCAACAUCGAAGUGAAGCUGCUGCAGACCAAACUGGACGAUAUUUACAAGGCAGCUGGCAAGCCGGAAGGGUGCCGUUUAGCAUUCAUUGUUGUAACGAAACGAAUUAAUACUCGAUAUUUUGUGAAUAAGCGCAACCCCGCCCCAGGCACUAUUGUUGAUGACAUAAUAACCCUACCAGAUCGCUACGACUUCUUCCUGGUGUCGCAGUCCGUAAGCCAAGGCACCGUAUCCCCAACAAAUUAUAACAUAAUUUAUAACAAAAUCGGCCUCUCUGCCGACAAACUGCAGAUGUUAACUUACAAAAUGACACACAUGUAUUACAAUUUUUCGGGAACUUGUCGCGUUCCUUCUGUCUGCCAAUAUGCACAUAAGCUGGCGUUUCUCGUCGCCGAGAGUAUCAAUCGUGCUCCUUCAUCCGGUCUAGAGAACCAGCUUUACUUCCUUUAGAAUCGAAGGACCUACUAUUACAUAAAUAAUAUGUAUGCCAACCAUUGAAUUUAUUUUGACAACAGGGCCGGCCAAUGGCUAUGAAGUUGAUUAUUAUGAUUUUAUAUGAUUUACCAUUAUUUCAACAUUUCGAUGGUUCGAACCAAUUUUAACGAAAUAAAAUAUAUUCCUCAUUUCUGAA